GGCGUCACUAUGACACCGUUACAGCAGAGAGGCAGCGCGUGGGAGCCUUAUAAAUAUCUCUCCCACUUUUUCGCGAUUUAGUGCUAAAGCCCGUUAAUGUGCGGCUGCUGUCACAUCGACUGGUGUUCAGUGGGUGUUAAUGUAAUGGUCUCGGUUUAGUUAGAACAUUAGAUUACCGUCACACAGUUUGGAAGAAGCUUCGGUUUAGCUAGACUAGUUUAAAAAAUAAUCUAAGCUAGCAGGGUGAUUAGCUCUGUGUGUGUCAUCCAGACGGAUUUCUGAACAAAAAGUGUAGCUCAGACAGUGAUGGAUUCUUACAACACAGAGGAUAACCGCAUGAUGGAAUCAGGACAGAGUGUCCAAGUGUCCCGCCACAGUGAACGGAAAGACUCGGCUUUGUCAGGAUACGGGAACAGGAAGCUCCGUGAAGAUAAUGAGAGCUCCAGAGGAAAUCGAGCCCGGACCAGGAUACGAGAGCGGAACCGGGAUCCGGAUAAGGACCAGGUGUCUGAUGGAGACCAGAGCAGCGCCUCGUUCUAUUCAGAUGAUUACGAGAACGCUUCACUGUCUGAUAGGUCCUUCUCACCGCGCUCUCCUUCUCCAUCACCACACAAAGGAGCAAGGACACAGAGAGUAUCAAACAGCCCUGUACACCUGACAGGAGUUCGUAAGGGUGUACCACGGCGUCCUGGUCCCCAGACCAUACCUUCUCAGCGCUCCAGCGGUCUGCGCUCUCAAAGCCUUGGUAAAGAUGCUCCUCCCAAAGACCUGGACCUGGUUACCAAGAGGCUGCUGUCUGCCCGCCUAUUAAAGAUCAGUGAGUUGAAGAAUGCACUGGCUGAGCUGCAACUGCGCACUGACGAACUACAGCGAGAAAACCGUCUACUGAAGCAGCUUCAGCUGCGCCACGAGAAAGCACUGCACCGCUACAGCGACACAGAGAGCGAGAUCUCGCAGCUCAUCUCGCGCCACAACAACGAGACGCACGUCCUGCGUGAAAGGCUGCGUCGCAGUCAGGAGAAGGAGCGCAUGGCCGAACGCCGCUGCACAGAGGCAGACACGCAGCUACAGCGGUGCCGAGACCAGCUGCACAAACUGCAGCAGCUCGCUGACGACCAACGCCUCGGAGAAAGAGAUGACCUGGCACGAAAGCUCACACACGCUCAGGUCAAAGUGCAGGAGAGCGAGCGUAAAAUCAAGGAACUGGAAAAGAACAUGGACCUGAGUACAGGAAGCUUUCAGAGGCAGCUGGCGAGCGAGCGGAAGAAAACCCAUGAUGCCCAACAGGAAACCCAGACACUGCGGGAGGAAAUCAAUAAGCUAUGCACCAAACUAAAGGAGAGAGAAAGAGAGCUGGACACUAGGAACAUUUAUGCCAAUAGAAUGCUGAGAGGGGCUUCAAAGAAAGAUCUAGAAGAUUCCACCAGGAAGAAAGGUGGCAGAAGCAGCAGUAAAGCAGUGCAGACUGAAGACGGGAUGCUCUCACUAGACUUCCCCUCACCUCCUCUUGCUAUCACUAACGGUAGUGAGUUUUCCUGCGAUGACCAGGCGGAUGACUAUCUGUCUCUGAAGGAGCAGCAAAGCAGUGAUCAGAGACAGAUGGGAGCAGGAGCGCAAAGGAUUCAGGAGACGGCGAGAGAGCAGGAGGAGGUUAUAGCACGUGGGAUGGCGAUGGAGGACCAGGGGAGAGAGAAAGACAGAGUCAGGGAAAGAGAGAGUAAAAGUGAAAAUGAGAAAGGAAAGGUGCCGAAGCAGAGAAUGAAUUUUGAGUCGGAGUUGAGUGAAGAGAAAGGGACGAGGCAAAGAGAUGGAAGAGACCGAGAUGAAGAAGACAGGAAGAGGAGAAGUGAGUGGCAGACCGAGGAAAGGAAAGUUAAAGAGCCACAGCUGAGCGAGCAGGAGAUUCAGGCCAAUCAGGAACGUGUAGAAGAAGACCGCAGACGGAAAGACCAACUGUUGGCUAAAAUGCGUGAGAUUGACAUGCAAGCUCAGGUACAGGACUCCAGAUUUUUCCAUGACGAAACAGAAAGAGAUCGAAACCCUCCUCAAGAGCAUGUAGAAGAAGAGCGCAUACGCAAAGACCAACUUUUGGCCAAAAUGCGCGAGAUCAAUGUGGAAGCUCAGGCACAGGAGUCCAGCUUCUUCCAAGAUGAGACUCGCACUCCUCCUCGGAAUCAGAACACCUCCAUCUUCAGCUUCACAGAGCCUCAUGAAUAUCUGAGCACGUCCAAGACCGGGAAACGGGGCACGGCCCUGAGAUCACAGAUAACCAAUCAGGAUCUCGACCUCACCUUUGGCAGCUACGCUCCGUCGUUUGGGAAACCCGCUCCUCGAGCAGGUCUCGGACGCCGGAGCCCGAGCCAGACUGUGGACCAGCUGUCAGGAGACGAGAAUGGAGCGAUGGACCUGAGUGGACUCGCGAAGGAGAAGAAGUCCGAUCUCCUGCAGCAGCUGUUUGGGUCCUCAGUUUUGUCUGCUCCCCAUGUGUCACCCAGCAAGAUGGAGCUUCUGAAUUCUCCAAGCACGAUAUCUUCAUCAAGUGGACGUAGAAAAGAAAGAGAAACACCUAACAAGCUGAAAAAGACCACGCUGCAUGUCUCAGAGAGUGGACCGGCUGUUAGGGCCAUUACGACACUCGAUGAUGACAUUGAGGAAGUCACACUCUGAUUAAACGUCUCAUUGAGAUCGUUCGAUUUUGGAAACAGAGAAUGAGGAAGUUUCCAUACGUUUGCAGAGAAAAUUAGGCUCAGGUUCAAGCUCAGGUUGUACCAAGCUGCAGAGUCAGAUUCCUGACUGUCAGUAAAAUAAACUGCAAUGAUAUUUAAUCUCUACACCUGCUAAAUUUCCAUAGCCUUCAUUUACAUCUCAAACAGAAAUGACCUCAGUGUCAGGGGCUGCAUGGACAUUUUGCCAUUUGACCACCAGAGGGCCUUCUGGCAGGACUGGUUUCAUGUCAUUGUUUAUGUUUGCUUUGUCAUGUGCUUUUGUUGAUUUUUGCUUCCCAGUUUCUGUGGAGGACACCGAGCCACUUCCUUUUACCGCAGAGGAUGCCGUCCUACUUCCUGGCUCGACUGAGGACACCACUCCACCGCCUGUUUCUGCGGAGGACACCAUUCCACUUCCAGUCUCGGCUAAGGACAUCGCUCCACCUUUCGGUUCCAUUGAGAAUGCUGCUCUGCCACCUGUCCUGCAGAGGACAUCUCACUCUGGGCCCAGCUCUAUGGGGGGCCAAAGUAGACCAUGUACAUAUUUUUAUAUUUCAACAUUUCCUUGCUAAAAUGUAUAUUUAUGAAGAUCAAAAAAUUUUAUUAUAUAUAUAUAUAUAUAUAUUAGACCUGUGCAAUUUGACAUUGAAGUCUGAGCAGUGAUGAUAAGGGGCAUUAGUUAUUGUAUAGGCAAUGUUUUUAAGUGUAUGAAGUAUAGCAUCUGAAUAUAAAUUAAAGAUAAGUUUAACAUUA
This is a messenger RNA of Hemibagrus wyckioides, 3458 nucleotides long. It is a transcript of the gene lca5, whose product is annotated as lebercilin LCA5. Gene Ontology annotation, biological process: intraciliary transport. The coding region runs from base 307 to 2667 and encodes 786 amino acids. The record is from RefSeq and is a predicted model, not a curated record. Gene Ontology annotation, cellular component: axoneme. The transcript has 8 exons. NCBI's taxonomy places the organism in Eukaryota, Metazoa, Chordata, Actinopteri, Siluriformes, Bagridae.